CGGGAACUUCCAAUGCAAGCCGGCCCUUUCCUCGGCGCUCGCAGUUCAGAGACCACUCGCCCCACAGGGCUCCCGCGGCCGCGAGCGCGCCCGCGCGCCGAUGGCUGCUCCGGCCGCGCCCGCGACGGCGCUGGCGGCUCCGGCGGAGGCGUCGUCGUCGAGUUUCGAGCGCGGGGGCUGGAGCUUCGAGGCGCGCCGGUGCCCCAUCUGGAGCUCCGACCGCGCGGAUCAGCUCGCCAGGGAGUUGCAGCUCUGCAAGGUGCCGGACAUGUUCUGCGGCGACGCGGCGCUGUCGAUGCGCCACGGGGCGUCGGGCACUUCUAGGGGCUGCGCGCGUGCGACGCGCUGCUGUGCUGCGGCUGGGGCACCCCUGGCGGCGCGCCGUCGGCGCUGGCGCCGGAGGGGCCGCCCGGCGAGCCGCUGCUCGGCCGGGUGCAGUGCGAGGUGGAAGCCCCGCUCCGACAUCCCAGACGUGGUGGAGCUGGAGGCCACGAGCGACUGGACGUGCAGCACGCCUUACUGGGGCGGCGUCGUCCGCGGCGGCGGCCCUGCGGAGGAGCCGACCGGCGGCGAGGCGGACGGCGAGGCCGAGGAGCUGCCGUGGGAGCUGUUGCGAAGGCAGGACGAGAUCCACUGGUACGACGAGGUGCUCUUCUGGGAGGACGAGCUCUCGGACUUCGGCCUCUGCCGGUCGAGCGUGCGGGUCCGCGUGAUGCCCACUUUCUGGUUCGCGCUGCUGCUGUGCGAGCUGAGGGUGGACAACGUCCUGCUGCGGGAGGUGGCCACACGUUUCUAUUGCAGCCUGGACGCCGACCACAUGCUGCGCGAGUGGACCUGGCGCGAGGCGAGCUACGAGGCCCUGCGGCGGCGCGGCGUGGCGCCCGAGGCCAGCCCGCACGUCUCGCAGUGCAGCUCGGGCACGGCCCUCCUUGGCCCGGAGGACGUGCGGAGGCAGCUGCGGCAGAGAAUACCCCUCUGGACCGCGGGCGCUGAUCGCUGCGGGCAGCCCGCGGCGGCCUCUCGCGGUGAGGGCGAGGCAGGCGCUGGGCGCGCUGACCUCGGCGCUUGAGAAAACC
Prorocentrum cordatum is the source of this 1076-nucleotide messenger RNA. The record is from the annotation of a GenBank genome assembly. NCBI's taxonomy places the organism in Eukaryota, Dinophyceae, Prorocentrales, Prorocentraceae.